GGAUUGUAUUUUCUCAAGCUACAUUCCGUAAAAUUCUCUGACAUGACUGUUCAAAUUGAUACACUUUCAAUUAAUACAAUCCGCACUUUGGCAGCUGAUGUGGUGCGCAAGGCCAACUCGGGGCAUCCUGGGGCUCCUAUGGGAUGCGCUCCAAUGGCACAUGUAUUAUUUUCGAGAUUUAUUACUACCAACCCAGAAAAUCCGUUAUGGCCAAAUCGAGAUCGGUUUGUUCUGUCAAAUGGUCAUGGCUGUGCCUUGCAUUAUAUUCUCUUACAUUUGAUGGGCUAUGAUCUUACCAUGGACGAUUUAAAAGCAUUCCGUCAGACUGAUAGCAAAACCCCUGGACAUCCGGAAUCUCAUAUGACUCCUGGCAUCGAAGUUACCACAGGACCUCUUGGUCAAGGAUUUGCAAAUUCUGUCGGAUUGGCAAUUGCUCAAACUCAUUUAUCGGCGAUUUUUAACAAACCAGGGUUUGAUUUGUUCACGAACCAUACCUACGUCAUUGCUGGUGAUGGUUGUCUCCAAGAAGGAAUUGCUUCAGAAGCAGCAUCUCUUGCCGGUCAUUUACAACUUGGGCAUUUGAUUGUUCUUUACGAUGACAAUCAUGUGUCUAUUGAUGGCGAUACCGAAGUGAGCUUCACUGAAGAUGUACUGAAACGUUUUGAAGCUUAUGGUUGGCAUACGCAAUUUAUAACUGAUGGUGAUAAUGACUUGGAAGGAAUUACCAGAGCUAUUGAAGAAGCAAAGAAAGUCACAAAUAAACCAUCAAUAAUAAAAAUUCGAACUAUCAUUGGAAUUGGAUCGAAAUUCCAAGGCACUGAGAAAGUACACGGCAGUCCGUUAUCACCCGAUGAUAUUGUCGAAGUGAAAAAAAUUUAUGGUUUUGAUCCGGAAAAACAUUUUCAUGUACCACCAGAGGUAUAUAAAAAUUACGAACACUUCAAGCAAAAAGGUGUACAUGCUGAAAAACAAUGGAACGAGCUUUUAGAGAAAUAUACACAACAACAUCCUCAUGAGGGAGCAGAGAUAAAGCGUAGAUUCUCAAAAAAACUUCCAGAAAAUUGGACAGAUCAUUUACCGCGUUAUACACCAGCAGACACAGCAGUCGCCACUAGGAAAUUAUCGGAGAUUGUAUUGAACAAACUUGCUGAUAUAUUACCUGAACUUAUUGGAGGUUCUGCUGACUUAACUGGCUCUAAUUUAACUCGAUGGAAAACGGCUGUUGAUUUUCAACCGGAUUCUACCAAGUUGGGAAAAUACUCUGGGCGCUACAUUCGCUAUGGUGUUCGAGAACAUGGAAUGGCUGGAGCCAUGAAUGGAAUUUCUGCCUACGGUGGUUUGAUACCAUUUGGCGGUACUUUCUUGAAUUUUAUUAGUUAUGCUUUGGGUGCUGUUCGUUUAUCCGCGCUAUCAUCACAACGUGUAAUUUAUGUUAUGACUCAUGAUUCGAUUGGAUUGGGCGAGGACGGACCAACCCAUCAACCUAUCGAAACGCUCGCUGGACUACGAGGAUUACCCAAUAUCUUGGUUUUUCGUCCUGCAGAUGGCAACGAAGUAUCCGGAACAUAUCUCGCAGCUAUCGAAAAUCUUCAUCGACCUUCUGUAUUAGCAUUAACUCGUCAGAAUCUCCCUCACUUAGAAGGGUCAUCUGUCGAGAAAACCUUAUUUGGUGGUUAUGUUCUUCAAGAUGUUGAACAUGCCCAAGUCACGUUUACGGGCACUGGAUCUGAGAUAUCAAUCGCAGUAGAAGCAGCAAAACGAUUGAAUCAAGCAGGAAUUAAGACUCGCGUAGUUUCUCUUCCAUCGCUUGAACUCUUCGAAGAGCAAAGUAUUGAAUAUAAGAGAACCGUUUUCCCCGAUGGUAUUCCAGUAAUAAGCGUCGAAGCAUUAACGACUUUUGGUUGGUCUAAAUAUGCACACGUUUCUGUCGGUAUGACCACAUUCGGAUCUUCUGGUCCAUACCAACAGCUUUACAAAAAAUAUGGGUUUACUCCUGAAAAUUUAGUAGAAAAGGCAAGGAAGACUAUAGAAUUCUAUCAAAAACAUCCUGUUCCAUCUCUCAUUAAUAAACCUUUCUAA
Molecule: messenger RNA, 2079 nt
Organism: Ambispora gerdemannii
Lineage: Eukaryota; Fungi; Glomeromycota; Glomeromycetes; Archaeosporales; Ambisporaceae
Source: the annotation of a GenBank genome assembly